Messenger RNA from Daldinia caldariorum, 3284 nucleotides. RefSeq lists its product as uncharacterized. Gene Ontology annotation, cellular component: nucleus. Gene Ontology annotation, molecular function: DNA-binding transcription factor activity, RNA polymerase II-specific; RNA polymerase II cis-regulatory region sequence-specific DNA binding. The transcript has a single exon. Gene Ontology annotation, biological process: regulation of transcription by RNA polymerase II. Lineage: Eukaryota; Fungi; Ascomycota; Sordariomycetes; Xylariales; Hypoxylaceae. The record is from RefSeq and is a predicted model, not a curated record. Bases 580 to 2571 code for a protein of 663 amino acids.
GGUUCACUUCCGCCUCCAACUUUUUUUUUUUUUGUUUUUUUUUUGUUUGAUGAGGCUGAAUCUAUCCGAUAAAUCAUCACAUCCUUGUUCUUCAACGUCAACUCCUCUCUAAUCCAUCUCAUAACAUGAUCGAAAUAAUGACCCAGUUCAUCAUCAGUUCACUUUCGGCAUAAUUCAUUUGUCCCUGCUUUAUCCAGCCAGCACUUGUCAGGCUGCCAUUGGGCCACCUGCAUUGGCCGAAUCUCAUCCCACUGCGCGAGUGACCGAGUGACGGGCUGACUUUACGCGCGCGAAAACAGAACUAUGACCGUACACUCCGCCUUUUCAACUCGACCCUGACCGAACCAGCCAUCUGGGUCUUGCAUAACCUCUCCCCACCAUUGACGGGCCCGUGUCUUAAUUGUUUCUCAUCAGAAAUCAGGAGCCUAUCUUUCUUGGCUUGCGUUUGUUGUUAGUCUUUCUCAUCUAAGCUACCCUUAGCUACCGUAGCUAUCAUCUCACGCUUAGAGCAUAACCUUUGACUUCUUGCGAGGACCUAUUUACCUCGUACUGAGAGCUUCGGCUCUCAUCUAACCCAAUAUGGCGCCUGCCCUGAACCCCAGAUCCGGGUUCAGGAUGCGAAGAAGUCAACUGUCAGGCGGCGCAAUUGCUGGGACGGUUAUCGGCAGCCUCAUCGGAGGCAGCCUGUUAUUCAUAGUCCUGGGCUUUCUCUACUUCCGGUACAGACGGAAGUUGAGAGAGGCGAAAGAGGCGGGGACAUUACCAACUGGGAGUUCUCCAGGCAACCGAACCAAGUCUAUAUUCAAUUUUGGGAGUUUCCUGCCUGGACAAACCCCGGCUACAGGGCCGGAUCAUCUCCCUUCUACGAAAGAUGAUCUUGAGAGAAUUGGCCCAGGCUUUAGCGACGGCUCUGAGUUCCAACAGACACAACCUGCCGUUUAUGGACAUGCAUUUGUGAGAGAUCAUGAAUCCUAUUAUCCAUCCCAAGACUUUGGCCAGUUGUCUCUGCACCCGGGCGUCAACUUUUCUCCGCCCCCUCAACUUACGGCUUUUCCAACUACCAACGACCCUAGGGUCAAUCUGCCUUCUGAAAAUGUUGUCACGGGAUACGAAGCAGCCAAUUCUAGUUAUUAUGACACCAGGAUCUCGAUGGGCUCAAACCCUGAGCAAGAAACGAUACCACCGUCUAGACAGAUGACAGAGCUCUACGAGGCUCAGCUGAGAGAUUCCCGAGAACGCCAAAGAAGUGGCUCUUUAAUUAGUCGACUCUGGAAUAGCAUUAAAAGGAAGCGUUCUACGCAUUCCUCAGCUCACGGCACGAGCAGUCCUCAUAACUCAACGCCUCAGCAGUAUUUUACUGCCUCGCCCGUUACAAGUCCUGUCAGUAUGAAGCCGCAAGCCGGAUUAGAAGUUACGGAAGGAACCAGUACUCAAGAAAAACUUUCUAAAAAUCGAUUUUUUGAAGAGCCUGGCGAAAUCUCCGAAGAGGGGGGUAUUUCAGGCACUUCUGCAGGCGGGAACGGGUCAGAAAAGGAUCAGCAAAACAAGAGACAGCGACAGGGAGACUCGCAGUACGAUGUAUACCCUCUGCAGACUAGCUCGACGAUACGAGAAACCACCGAGAGGGAUUCUGAGCUACCUUCAGCUGCUCUCAGAAGUCCGGACUCCGCCGAUCGGUUACCUCACUCAACUCAGCCACAAUCCGAGACCCGGCCUCAAGAACGUCUUAUGAGCCCGGCCAUCCCGGAGCCCAUGGAGCUGGACGAUACUCUUGAUGUUGCUAAUAGACCCUCUGUCUUCCGUAGCUCACACUCACCUCCUCUUCAGCCCGAAUCGUUCGUGUCGCCAAUGUCCAUCAUGCAGCCCUCUAACGCUGCCGAGAAAGCUGCUUACACUCACUACCAAAUGGAGAACUCAGCAUCUCCUCCAACUUUCCCUAUUUUACCGCCUGCUAUCGUGACAGAGCAGACGGCGCAAGAAAACCCCGAGAAUCCUCCUUAUGGUUCUCAAGACGAUAUUGACGUCGAGAGCUUCCUAGAUAUUCCUAGUGACGACGAGCCUCGCCUAUCCGGUGAUUCGUACGACUAUACGACCACGCCGGGGCAAAGUUCUACGGAUCCCUCCACGGGGAGGACACCGGACACCCGGCUUACAGUAUCACCAUCACCGUACCCAAACAUGCAUGAGCAUGUCAAGAUGGAACCAGAAUCGAGCUCGUCGCCGGAGGUCUCCAAGAUCCCUUCUCCACAGUCAUCUGGCCAUAUAUGUGAGGAGUGCGGCCGUUACUUCGAUCAGGUUCACAAACUUAACCAUCAUAAACGCUAUCACGACCGCAAGCACGGCUGCCCUUACGAGGGCUGCGAUAAGAAAUUCGGCACCAAGACGCACCUCGACCGCCACAUCAACGAUAAGCAUGUGAAGUCGAAAGCCUAUCAUUGCAUAGAACCAACAUGUCCAUACUUCAAGGGAAGGAAAGCAUUCCCGAGAAAAGACAAUUGGAGGCGACAUAUGAUUAAAAAGCACGGGGCGAUGCCCAGCGAUCUCGAGGCAAUGGACGAGUCGAUGGGAUGAAACUUGUUGGACGCUCACUGCUCUCCACUACACAUUAAUAGCAGCAGGUGUACAUUACCGUAUGCCUCUAUCCGAGUAGUGCAUCAUCACUACAAGUGAUGUUGGGAUGUCCAUGAUGAUGUUUUUCACGGAAUUGACGUUGCUUGGCACUAUUUGGACCUAAUCUUUCGGCAUCUUAAAUCUUACGAACCACGUUUGACGAGCCUAUAUAUGCUAUUACUGGUUAAAUAGUAUGAGGCGCGGAGGCUUCUACUCGAUAGGCCCCCCAAAAUCUAGAUUUCGUUUAUUUGGACUUCAAUACGCUCGUUUGCAUAAAUUGGGUAUAUAUAUUUUUUGGUAAUAUCAUUAGGGCAUAUGGGAACCAGCGAAUUCGGGAUCGACCCUACUUUCCAUGUUGAUCAUUAUAACAAGCAACGGCGCUUAGUGUUCCUCUCAGAAGGUUGUGUGUUUCGUAUAGGGUACGGGUUUAACUUUCAUGAAUGUUGCCAAAAAUGGCCAAGGGCAAAACGGCUAGAAGCUGUCGAACAACCUACAAUGCAAAUCAUUUCUGUACUCGUUGAUUCUCUAAUUAAUUGGUCUCGAUUUUCAGCAUCGUCCGCUUCUGACUUACCUAUAGCUACUAACCUUAGAACUACAGUAUCGACCUAAACUAAAGUAACCUUUAUUUAGUUAGUAUAGCUGAAAACAGUAAAAGAGAUAUCCAACAUUGUCAA